This is a messenger RNA of Trichoderma harzianum CBS 226.95, 456 nucleotides long. RefSeq lists its product as hypothetical. The coding region runs from base 1 to 456 and encodes 151 amino acids. The transcript is spliced from 2 exons. The record is from RefSeq and is a predicted model, not a curated record. NCBI's taxonomy places the organism in Eukaryota, Fungi, Ascomycota, Sordariomycetes, Hypocreales, Hypocreaceae.
AUGUCGGACAACAACCAAUCCCAGCAGCUGAUGAGAAAUUUGUUGGCGCCAACGGCGCGUCAGAGGGCCCGCCGAGGUCGUGGUCGUGGCCGUGGACAAGGCAUUACUCAAUUUCGUCGUUGGAGGGUCAGAAUCUCAGGUUAUGAUGGUCUUGGAAGAGACGGCGCCCUUUCUCUCGGCGAGGCGCAAGGCUUCUUUUCGGCUGGCCUCAGGCACAUACAGCGGCAGCAGCAGCAGCAACGCGAAGAAAAUGCUUUGGAGCUUGCCCAAGCUCAAAAUAAAGCUCAAGCCCAAGCGCUUGCCCAAAAUCAUGCGGAGGCAUUAGCACAAGCCCUGGUGGUAGUGCAAGUACAAGCCCAAGCUCUGGCGCAAGCACGAGCACGAGCACAAGCAUGGGAAGGAGAAGAAGAAGAAGAGGAAAAGGGAGAAGAAGUUGGAGAAGGACAUCAAGAGUAA